Molecule: messenger RNA, 309 nt
Organism: Gongylonema pulchrum
Lineage: Eukaryota; Metazoa; Nematoda; Chromadorea; Rhabditida; Gongylonematidae
Source: the annotation of a GenBank genome assembly
AUCAACAAAGAUUCGGCAUUAUUUGGGCCGGUUGGUUUGCAAAAAGGCAGUGUUGUGCAUGAAAUCAAUGGCUGUAAUAUUAGUAACACAAACGAUUGGCGAUAUUGCUUGAAAAAUUUGAAACUCACGAAUCCGGGUUAUUGCGUGCCCAGUGACGUAAUCAUGCAAAAUGCUGCCAGUGAGAUGCAAUUGGUGAAUAACGAGCUUGAUUGCUGUUAUAAUUCGACAAUAUCCGAUAAUCCAGCUGCUUCUCAUAUGUGUUUUUACGUACGUGACAUGAGCGGUGCAGCAUCGGAAUGUUCGUUUUAG